AUGAUAUUGAUCGAAAAUAAUAAAUACCUGUGUAUCGAAUGUAUUCGGGGUCAUAGAACAAGUCAGUGUAAACAUAAUUCCAGACCUUUGCUUCAAGUGAGAGCCAAAGGAAGACCAAAUAUCCAAAAUAAUCCCAGUUAUAGAAUAGCAGUAUUUGCCAAAAAGUACAAUGAGAAAUCAGAUAGCAUUGAUGUCACAGAGUUUUCCAUGAAGUACAUUAUAGAUUUCAAAACUGGCGAUAUCAUUGGACCUUAUACUUCAGAGUCGAGUAAAAUGUUCAAACCCGAUUCGCCUAAAAUAGACAACAAUAGUUUUAUUAAUUCUGCGUCAUGUUGUGGUAAGAUCGGUAAAACAUCUUGUGGAUGUAAGCAUGGAACCAGCAAGUCUAGGAUUUUGAAAACUUAUUUGAAGACAACCAAGAAAUGGAGAUUCAUAAGUAAUAAUAGUGAAGCUAAGAGAGAAAGUUUGAAAGAUGAAAUCAACAAGAAAUUGACAAACUGUGAAUGUGACGAGAAUUGUCAAUGUGAAGGAUGCUUGAUCCAUAACAAUAAGUUCGAGUUCAAUGAAGUGUUUAAUUUACCAGACAUACCAUUCGAAAACCAACAAUUUCAAAUCUCGAAUACCCCAAAUUUAUCCCAAAACAAAAGAUUACAGGAGAAAAAGGCUUGUUGCAGUAAGCUGGUUGCCCAGAAUAACCAGAAGAUCAUGGACGAUACUCAAGCAAACUCACUUAACAUCCCAGAAGACAAUCUAUUUAAAGUUGAAAAUUGUUUCAUAAAUGAGGUACCUGAUCUAGAAUUAAAAUAUUAUCAAGAUAAUAUUCAAACGGAGUUAAUGGACAGCAUUAAUGAUUUGAAGGAAAGAGACAGCGAUAGAGAAGAUUGUGGAUGUGAAGCUAACAAUUGUCAGUGUUUGAACUGUGAAAAGCAUGGUAUUAUAAAUGGAAUAAAAUUAGAUGAUUUGUUUAGUGGUUUGGAUAAUAAAAUAUUCCGAAAUAGUAUAUAA
Messenger RNA from Yamadazyma jaroonii, 1005 nucleotides. Lineage: Eukaryota; Fungi; Ascomycota; Pichiomycetes; Serinales; Debaryomycetaceae. The record is from the annotation of a GenBank genome assembly.